Entelurus aequoreus (snake pipefish) is the source of this 3867-nucleotide messenger RNA. It is a transcript of the gene mapk7, whose product is annotated as mitogen-activated protein kinase 7. Gene Ontology annotation, cellular component: cytoplasm; nucleus. The coding region runs from base 215 to 3388 and encodes 1057 amino acids. Gene Ontology annotation, molecular function: MAP kinase activity; ATP binding. Lineage: Eukaryota; Metazoa; Chordata; Actinopteri; Syngnathiformes; Syngnathidae. Gene Ontology annotation, biological process: cell surface receptor signaling pathway; protein phosphorylation; intracellular signal transduction. The transcript has 8 exons. The record is from RefSeq and is a predicted model, not a curated record.
AUGCUGCAAUGCACGGAAGCGAUGCUAAACAACAAUGGCGGUCGUGCAACUUCAUGGCUGGCCACCGCCGUGAAACGACCCAGAAGAAGAAGACAAAGACAAGGAAAUGCCAGAUUAAAAACAAGACAGACAUGCGACAACGGGAUUUAUUUUCAAUGCUGAAUUAAGCGGUGUUCUGGUGACUUCCUUCUGGAGAAAAACACCUCCACGAGAUAUGUCAUCUGAGGAUGGUGGAGAUGGUAAAAACGGUGAACCUGUGGCCGUGGCGCCUGAAAGAAUGACUACUGUGAAAGGCAAUGACAACCAGCAUACAAUCAAGGCAACGGGCGGGAACACAGACACCAGUACGACCGCCAAAAACCUGGCUCUGCUCAAAAAGCACUCACUGGAUGUGAAGUUUGAUGUGGGCGAGGAGUAUGACGUAAUUGAAACCAUUGGUACCGGGGCUUAUGGCGUUGUGUCGUCUGCCAGGAGACGAGACAAUGGCCAGCAGGUGGCGAUAAAGAAGAUCUCCAAUGCCUUUGAAGUGGUGACCAACGCCAAGCGCACCUUAAGGGAACUGAAAAUUCUCAAGCACUUCAAACAUGACAACAUCAUCGCUAUCAAAGACAUCCUGCAGCCGAACCUUCCUCACUCUGCCUUCAAGUCUGUGUAUGUGGUGCUGGACCUCAUGGAGAGUGACUUGCACCAGAUCAUCCACUCUACCCAAACGCUUACAUCAGAGCACACCCGCUACUUCCUGUACCAGCUUCUCCGUGGCCUUAAGUACGUGCACUCAGCCAACGUCAUCCACCGUGACCUUAAGCCCUCCAACCUACUUGUGAAUGAGAACUGCGAGCUGAAAAUCGGCGACUUUGGCAUGGCUCGGGGUCUCAGCUCGCACCCGGAGGAGUCCCACUCUUUCAUGACUGAAUACGUGGCGACCCGAUGGUACCGCGCUCCCGAGCUGCUGCUGUCUCUGAAUCACUACAGCUUGGCGAUCGACAUGUGGUCUGUAGGCUGCAUCUUUGCCGAAAUGUUGGGGCGGAAGCAGCUUUUUCCAGGAAAGCACUAUGUCCACCAGCUUCAGCUCAUUCUGUCCGUGCUGGGAACCCCUCCAGAGGGGCUAAUUGGUGCUAUUAGAGCUGACAGGGUCCGCUCAUACGUUCAGAGUCUUCCAUCUCAAUCCGGUGUGCCCUUCGCCAAAGUCUACCCCCAAGCUGAGGCCGAGGCUUUGGACCUGCUGGCGUCCAUGCUGCGCUUUGACCCACGUGGGCGCAUCAGCGUGACUCAAGCGCUGGAACAUCCUUACCUCGCGAAGUACCACGAUCCCGACGACGAGCCUAUAUGUGUGCCAGCUUUUGAUUUUGAGUUUGACAAGCUUCCGAUGAGCAAGGAGCAAAUAAAGGAGGAAAUCCUGAUAGAGAUCCAAGACUUUCAUAGGAACAAGCAGGCCUCUCGCCAAAGGCUCCAGUUCAAGCCCUUGGCGAGGGCCAACGGAGGAGGAGGAACUGCAGCCCCGGAUAACGGCAACCAAUGUGUCUCCCCAAGCUUGGCAGAGUCCACGCAAGGUCCGAUAGAUGUUGGACAAGCCUCACACGUCCAGCAAAUGAGAGACGCAGAUUCCUCACAGCAAAAAGAACCAACCGAGCCAAACUGUACGUUCACACACCAAAUGCACACCUCUAACAAAGACGCCCUCAAUUUACCGUGCCUCACUAAAAGCGAAAGCGGCCCGGUUGAUGUGGACAUGCCCAGCGCCAGUUCGGACAACGGCCAGCCGGAGACCAUAGAUCUAACCACACCUGUGUCCGGUCACGAUGGGGAACCAAUGUCGGACAACGUGGUCCCCAGUCAAAGUCCUCGGUCUCAGCCGGGCCAGAACCAGCCCCCUUCCUCCAUGACGCCUUCUCUGUCGCUGUCAGUGGCCCAAGUCCAAUCACUGUCUCACAACCUCUCACAAUCCCUGGCAAAAAAACAGAGGCCACUGCAAGGCACCGGAGAUGGGACCAGAAAAGAAGGGGCCAUAUCGGAAGACACCAAAGCAGCUCUUAAAGCUGCUUUAUUCCGAAAUAAAGCCAGGGGAGAUGGCGGCGCGUCCACUCUGGGUACCGAUGCGGCCGCCACAGGAGGAGGAGCGUCCUCAUCUCUUUCUAAUUUGGACUUGCGCCGGCCCGUCACGGCUCAGGAGCGCCAGCGUGAGCGAGAGGAGAAGAGGAAGAAAAGGCAGGAGCGGGCGAGGGAAAGAGAGAGGAAACUUAAAGAGAAGGAGCGGCGAGAAGGCAGGCGGGGGGACUCGCUGGGCGGGGUUCUACUGAGUGACAACGACAAAAGCCUCUUACAGCGCUGGACAAAGAUGAUGGACGGCCGCAGUGACGGAGGGAAGAAUAAGGACUGUAAUGUGAAUCAUGCUGUUGGGUGUGAAAACGCUGAAGGAUUGCCCAACAGUAAAGCAGACAAGGAUGCGACUAAGUUUUUAUCUCAUGAGCAGCUAAUCUCUCAACUUGGAGCGAGUCAGGCCACAUUGGUUCAUCCUCCCAGCAAAAACCAGCACUUACUUUUCUCAAUGAGCCAGCGGAAACCAGCAGAUAUUGUUGUUGCUGUAAGCGGCUGUGCAGACCUCAUGGCCUCCACCGGUGGCUUUGUUAAGAACAACGUGCUCAAACCUCACGACAAGAGCAGCAACCCGAGCGCCUUCAACUGUUUGGGUAAUUGGAGCGGACAGCAAUUAGAGACAAGGCCGUCACAACACGCAAAGGCACACAGGACACCGCCUCAGCCGCAACAGAACUUUCUCCAAAGUCAAGCGCUAUCCAACUCGCAGACGCAACUGCUACCCCUGGAGAGUUUUUUAACCAAGGGCCAGACUACAAUAAGCACCAGCGAUACCAACGGCCACAAUCACCUCAACCAUCACGUCACAACCUCAGCUGCUAACGGUGGACCAAUGGAGAAACUGUGCUCCUCAGUAGGGGAGAAAGCAGGGCCACAGACCACCAACGCCCUCUGUGGGCCCUUAGGGGUGCCCUCGCAGGCUCAUACCAGUUUGGGAUUCACAGAUACAGGGCAGCAAGGCCCCUCCAUCGCUCCUGACAUCCACACAGUAACCCUACAGCUCUCCAAGUCUCAGGUCGAGGACGUGUUGCCUCCAGUCUUCUCCGUCACCCCUAAAGGCAGCGGGGCCGGCUAUGGUGUGGGCUUCGACUUGGACGAUCUUCUCACCCAGUCGCUCACAGAGCUGCAACACUGCGACCGUGACAGUUACGAUUCAGCUCCGCUUUCGGCCUCCCUCUUAUCUGAUUGGAGCGAAGUUCACCGCAUGACUCCGGCCGACCUGGAAUCACUGCAGCAGGAGCUCCAGCUCGGUUCUCCCAUGAUCCUCUCUGAUUCUAUUCCGCCUGACGCCUGACUGAAUUUUUCCUUAGAUUUAAUUAAUUUAUAAGUAGUUCUUGUAAACUGCAUUACUGAGCUGUUGAUUUUCACUUUGAUGCCAUCUUGAAUUGUAAAAAAAAAAAAAAAAAAAAUCUACCUUUUGUCAGCCUGUGAAUGUUAACACACUAGUAAAAUUUGACUUUAUACCAUCUAUACAGGGUGUUUUAUUUUAAGAGGGGAACAUUCCAAGUCUGUUUUAUUGGCCAUGUUAACACAAUGAAACACUGAAAUUACCAAGGAGAAUGGUGAUGCUAAAUAUACAUUAAAAAAAAGGGUUAGGACAGUUAUGAAACUUAAGCUCCCGUUUACUUGGUCACAUACAAAAAGCAUACAUGUAUUUAAGAUAUUCUUGCUCUACGUUGGCUUGGCUUUAGUGUUGUAACUAAAAGGUGAAGAAUAAGAUUCUGUUUGGGCACGCCUGCCUUGAGCCUUUGUGAUGGGAAUUGAUGUAAGGAC